UACUGGCGUUAUGAUGAGGCAGAGGAAAGCGAGUUAGUUGCCGGGGGUGGUGUAGCACGACAGAACGACAGCCAUUUUAUAGCAAUAUACGUACAAUAUCAUUUAGAUUUAUCUCCUGUUGGGAAAAUGGGGCAGUGUGGUAUUACUUCUUCGAAGACGGUUUUGGUGUUCCUGAACCUCAUUUUUUGGGCAGCCGCCGGGAUACUGUGCUACGUCGGAGCUUACGUGUUCAUCACCUACGAUGACUACGACCAUUUCUUCGAGGACAUUUACACGCUGAUUCCCGCCAUAAUUAUAAUCGCCGUGGGGACCCUCCUGUUCAUUAUCGGCCUGAUUGGUUGCUGCGCUACAGUGAGGGAGAGUCGCUGUGGGCUAGCUACCUUUGUGAUCAUUCUUCUGCUGGUGUUUGUGACGGAAGUCAUCGUGGUGGUGCUUGGCUAUGUGUACAGAGCAAAGGUGGAAAAUGAAGUGAAUCGCUCCAUUCAGAAGGUGUACGAUGAAUACAAUGGAACCAACACAGACGCCCCCAGCCGUGCCAUCGACUAUGUACAGAGACAGCUCCACUGCUGUGGAAUCCACAACUUCUCAGACUGGAGAAACACUCGCUGGUUCAACGAGUCCCGGAACAACAGCGUUCCGGUGAGCUGCUGCAAACCCAGCGCGGCCAGCUGCACCGGCUCCCUCAGCCGCCCUGGGGAUCUCUACCAGGAGGGAUGCGAGGCCCUCGUUGUGAAGAAGAUGAAGGACAUCAUGAUGCACGUCAUCUGGGCUGCAUUGACAUUCGCCGCCAUACAGAUGCUGGGAAUGCUGUGUGCCUGCGUGGUGCUGUGCCGGAGGGGUCGCGACCCCGCCUAUGAGCUGCUGGUCACCGGAGGGACCUACGCGUGAAGAGGGAGGGCCUGGGGACGCUGUCUGUGUGGGGGGGAGGGGGGUACACACACUCUACCCUUCCUCUCCUGUAGCCACCUGAAGCAGUCCUACCUCUCGGAGUACGACUAAACAACCUCUAAACGACCAUAGGUUUAAGCGGCAAAACAAACAUAUUAAUUUGCGCGCUUCGGAGGCGGGUAUUAUUUCUGUUCAAACCUGUUGUUUUUUUUGUUUUGUUUUUUUUCAGAAAAAGUGCUACAAAAAUGCUGUUGGCCAAAGUCUCUUAACUGUCAGUGAAGUAUGAUUUAAUGUCUGAAAAAUCUAAAUGGCCGCUUAAACUAGUUUUGUUCCGCCACUCUU
Messenger RNA from Conger conger (European conger), 1230 nucleotides. It is a transcript of the gene tspan3a, whose product is annotated as tetraspanin 3a. Gene Ontology annotation, cellular component: membrane. Gene Ontology annotation, biological process: protein localization to plasma membrane; regulation of vascular endothelial growth factor signaling pathway; protein maturation. The record is from RefSeq and is a predicted model, not a curated record. The coding region runs from base 127 to 888 and encodes 253 amino acids. The transcript has 7 exons. Lineage: Eukaryota; Metazoa; Chordata; Actinopteri; Anguilliformes; Congridae.